GGGAGAGAGCAGCUGUCAGCGCGGUAUUUCCUCCAGUUUGAUUGCUGGCUGGCUAACGAAAAUCUUGCGGGUUUAUUAGGGACGGAGAAAACGUGGAGUUAAAAGUUUGCAAGUUGACCUGGUGGGACCGAGUGACAGAAGGUAGCCAAGAUGCAGUUCUCAGGAAGGAUUCGGAAGAAGCUGCGCUUGGCAGGUGACCAGAGAAAUGCUUGUUACCCUCACAGCCUUCAGUUUUACCUCCAGCCACCUUCUGAAAACAUAUCUUUGACAGAGUUCGAAAACUUGGCUGUUGAUAGACUUAAAUUACUAAAAACAGUUGAGAAUCUUGGUGUGAGCUACGUAAAAGGAACAGAACAAUACCAGAGUAAGUUGGAGGCUGAACUUCGAAAACUCAAGUUUUCCUACAGAGAGAACUUAGAAGAUGAAUACGAGCCACGCAGAAGGGACCAUAUUUCCCACUUUAUCUUGCGCCUUGCAUACUGCCAGUCGGAAGAUCUUAGACGAUGGUUUAUUCAACAAGAAAUGGAUCUGCUUCGAUUUCGAUUCAGCAUUUUACCCAAGGAUAAAGUUCAAAAUUUCUUAAAAGAUAGUCAUUUGCAUUUUGAGGCUAUAAGUGAUGAAGAGAAGACUCUUCGAGAACAGGACAUCAUUGCAUCCUCGCCAAGCCUAAGUGGGGUUAAGUGGGAAUCGGAGUCAGUUUAUAAGAUCCCCUUUGCUGAUGCUCUGGACCUGUUCAAAGGAAGGAAGGUCUAUUUGGAAGAUGGCUUUGCUUAUGUGCCACUUAAGGACAUUGUGGCCAUCAUCCUGAACGAGUUCAGAGCCACGCUGUCUAAGGCUCUGGCACUAACAGCCAGGUCCCUGCCUGCUGUGCAGUCAGAUGAGCGACUCCAGCCUCUGCUCAAGCACCUCAGUCAUUCUUACACUGGCCAAGACUACAGCUCCCAGAAGAACACCGGGAAGAUCUCCUUAGAUCAGAUUGACUUGCUUUCUACCAAAUCCUUCCCACCUUGCAUGCGUCAGUUGCACAAGGCUUUGAGGGAAAAUCACCAUCUUCGUCAUGGAGGCCGGAUGCAGUAUGGCCUGUUCUUGAAGGGCAUUGGCCUAACUUUGGAACAGGCACUGCAGUUCUGGAAGCAAGAGUUUAUUAGAGGAAAGAUGGAUCCAGACAAGUUUGAUAAAGGUUACUCUUACAAUAUCCGGCACAGCUUUGGAAAGGAAGGCAAGAGGACAGACUAUACUCCUUUCAGUUGCAUGAAGAUUAUCCUGACCAAUCCACCAGGCCAAGGGGAUUAUCAUGGGUGCCCAUUCCGUCACAGUGAUGCAGAACUGCUGAAGCAGAAGAUGCAGUCCUACAAGAUUCCUGCCUCAGGGAUCAACCAGAUUUUGGAUUUAGUAAAGGGGACUCAUUACCAGGUAGCCUGUCAGAAGUACUUCGAGAUGACACAUAAUGUGGAUGAUUGUGGCUUUUCUUUGAAUCAUCCGAAUCAGUUCUUCCUUGAAAGCCAGCGGAUCCUAACUGGUGGCAAAGACAUCAAGAAGGAAUUCAGCCAGCCAGAAACUCCUCAGCCCAAACCCAGUGUCCAGAAGACCAGGGAUGCAUCGUCUGCCUUGGCCUCUCUAAACUCCUCCCUGGAAAUGGAGCUGGAGGACCUAGAAGAUUGUUUUAGUAAUUGAUGUGGCCACUUCAGUACACCUUUCCCCCAGUUAAUGCAUUCCUGUUUGUAAGGUUUGCCUUUUUAAAGCCCUCCUGUUGAACAGCUUCUUCUACUCACCUACUCCACGUACAGACAUUUGUUAGCAAAGCAAGUUUGCUUCUACCUGAUUUUUGA
Molecule: messenger RNA, 1829 nt
Organism: Arvicola amphibius (Eurasian water vole)
Lineage: Eukaryota; Metazoa; Chordata; Mammalia; Rodentia; Cricetidae
Gene: Prim2
Product: DNA primase subunit 2
Exons: 14
Coding region: 151-1674 (507 amino acids)
Biological process (GO): DNA replication, synthesis of primer
Cellular component (GO): alpha DNA polymerase:primase complex
Source: RefSeq, a predicted model, not a curated record